AUGCCAUUUAGAGAUAGUCUUCAACCGGAUACUCGUUAUUUAACUGAUGGUUCAUUAUUUCAUGGUUAUUUUUAUCAAUAUGGAGAUAUUUGGUUAGCAAUUACAUUUUGGUGUACAGUAGUUACAACAAUUUCAUAUUUAAUAUCAGGGUUUGUAGCAUCAUUUGUAUUAAAGAAAUCAAAAUUUUCACCUUUUAUACCAAUUUUUACUGCAAUGUAUGGUAUGGCAAUUGGUAUAUGUUAUGGUGGUAUUUCAGCACUUAUUUUAAGUGCAAUCUACGUUUCAGGUAGUUUUUUAUUAUCUUGGUAUCAAGGUAUCAUUUGUGGUGUUGGUUUGGCGAUAGUACAUCUCUUAUUCGCUUUUACUCAAGGAAAAUUACAAGUUUAA
Dictyostelium discoideum AX4 is the source of this 387-nucleotide messenger RNA. It is a transcript of the gene tmem170, whose product is annotated as transmembrane protein. The transcript is spliced from 2 exons. Bases 1 to 387 code for a protein of 128 amino acids. Gene Ontology annotation, cellular component: membrane. Lineage: Eukaryota; Evosea; Eumycetozoa; Dictyosteliales; Dictyosteliaceae. The record is from RefSeq and is a predicted model, not a curated record.